Molecule: messenger RNA, 1788 nt
Organism: Pleuronectes platessa (European plaice)
Lineage: Eukaryota; Metazoa; Chordata; Actinopteri; Pleuronectiformes; Pleuronectidae
Product: zinc finger protein 239
Exons: 2
Coding region: 20-1414 (464 amino acids)
Biological process (GO): regulation of transcription by RNA polymerase II
Cellular component (GO): nucleus
Molecular function (GO): RNA polymerase II cis-regulatory region sequence-specific DNA binding; DNA-binding transcription factor activity, RNA polymerase II-specific
Source: RefSeq, a predicted model, not a curated record
GUGCACAGAGAGGAGGAACAUGUCCGCCGUGCAGCAGCUGCGGGUGUCGGUACAUGAGCCGAUCAGCGCUGCCGCUGAAGACUUUCUGCUGCAGGUGGAGAAAGGAGGAGGAAAGGCUCAAGUCCCGGCGAUGAGAGCGCUGCUCACUGAGCGGCUCACGGCUGCAGGGGAGGAGAUCCUAGCGGGGCUUGAGGAAACCUUGGCAGAGUACGAGGACCGAGUGGAGCAGUCUGAUCGGGUGAUCUGCCGCCAGAGGAAGCUGCUCGAUGCCGUGAUGCAGCCCGAAGUCCGGCUACACCGAGCAGUGUGUCCUGCAGACGUCCAGCAACUGAUGGUGAAUAACGAAGAGGUUCUCCCUGAGCAGCAGCUCUGGAGCCCCCUAGUGGACCAGGAGGACCCAGAGCCCCCCCACAUUAAAGAGGAACAGGAGGAACCGUGGACCAAUCAGGAUGGACAGCAGCUUCCAGGACUGGAGGAGGCUGAUAUCAAGUUCACAUUGACUCAUGUCGCUGUGAAGAGUGAAGAAGAUGAAGAGAAACUUAAAUCGUCAAAGCUCCAUCCGAUUGAGACGAAGGAGAACAGAGCUGACUGUGGAGGACCAGAACCAGCCAGGAACUCAGGUCCUGAUGGACGUUUACAACCAAGUCCUGAGGACAAGACUGAAGAUUCUUCUGAGACUGAAGGCUGUGUGGAUGAUUGUAUGGGGACCAGGGAAGCUCCGACUGGUCUAAAUCCAAGAAAUAACAAACAGCCUCUAAUUGAAAUGGGAUGUAAGAAUCUAAAUAAACAUAUGAGGAACCAUACAGGAGAGAAACGCUUUAGUUGCUCUGAGUGUGGUAAAAGAUUUAUCCAAAAGGGGGAUCUAAAUAUACAUAUGAGGAUUCAUACAGGAGAUAAACCGUUUGGUUGCUCUGAGUGUGGUAAACGAUUUAUCCAAAAGGGGGAUCUAAAUCAACAUAUGAGGAUCCAUACAGGAGAGAAACCGUUUAGUUGCGCGAAGUGUGGUAAAAGAUUUAAACGAAAGAGCUAUAUAGAAAUACAUAUGAGGACUCAUACAGGAGAGAAAUCGUUUAGUUGCUCUGAGUGUGGUAAACGAUUUAACCAAACGAGCAGUCUAGAAAGACAUAUGAGGGGUCAUAGAGGAGAGAAACAGUUUUGUUGUUCUGAGUGUGGUAAAAGAUUUAACCAAAGGGCCAAUCUAAAUAUACAUAUGAGAAUUCAUACAGGAGAGAGACCGUUUAGUUGCUCUGAGUGUGGUAAACGAUUUAACCAAAAGGGCAGUCUAAAUACACAUAUGAGGAUUCAUACAGGAGAGAAACCGUUUAGUUGCUCUGAGUGUGGUAAAACAUUUAAUGAAAGGGGCAAUCUAAAUACACAUAUGAGGCGUCAUACAGGAGAGAAACAGUGUAGUUGAUCUGACUGGUAAAAGAUUUAAGAUUCAGUCCUAUUGUACGAGACAUGUGAGGAUUCAUAAAGGAGAGAAGUGAUUCAGUUGCAACCUUUGCAACAUAAUAUUUAUUAGGAUUUAUCAGCAGAUAUUCUUAUCAUAAAUAUUCAUAGUUCACUGUUUUAAAUAGACAAUUAACAGUUUUGAUGUCCCUAGAAAAUAUAACUCAUGAAAUAACAUGAAAGAUUUAGGUUUUAUAUAUCUUGUUUCUCCUGAUUUCUACAGAAUUGAUAUAUUUUUCAUAAUGUCCUUCAUUUCAUUUUAAGGUUAAAGUGUGUUCCUUGCGCAGUAUGAAUGUGUUCUUAACUAGUUCAUUUGAUUAAAUAUGUUUUAAAACAAUG